Molecule: messenger RNA, 1463 nt
Organism: Drosophila mojavensis
Lineage: Eukaryota; Metazoa; Arthropoda; Insecta; Diptera; Drosophilidae
Exons: 7
Coding region: 427-1326 (299 amino acids)
Source: RefSeq, a predicted model, not a curated record
UUCGCGAUGCGAAAACAGUUCUGGCGCGUCUUUCAAAGCGAUUGGUUGCCGGAGUCGGAGCAAACUGCAUUUACGGCAAUUCACGGCGUGACGGGCAGAAAUACGCCGCAUAAAUCAGUGUCAUAAAUCUGCGUGCGUUGUAUAUGAAAUUAAGUGUCCGUAUUUACAGAUAGCGCUAAGCAGCCCAAUGACAGGCCGCAACAUAUCCUAAAGAGCAGCCCAAGCACAGGCAGCCAUAAACAAGUCGGCGGCGCCCUAAGACAAACUGCCGCCCAGUGCCCCCAAAGCAAGUGUCAGAAAGCAAUGAAUAAGUGGCGGCUGCCGUCAUACAAAUGAAACGCCCAAUGUACGAUAUAUAUGUACAUAAAUAUAUGAAUAUGUAUGUAUGUAUUUACAUAUAAGUUAUUGGAUUAAGAGUCCCUCGCAAUGGCAAUACUCGAGUCCUGCUGCUUCUGGAAGAAUGUGCGGCAGGGCAGCUUCGCCUGCGCCUUUUACACUCUGAUUUACUUUGGCCUGUCCACGUUAAUGUUCACGUUCUAUUUGAAAGAGGAGCAGGACUUUUUGCUGGGUCGCAGCACACAGCCGUUGGGUGAGAGCAUCUUGGAGAAGGGCGAUGUAACUGUAGUAACUGUGAUAUUCAACAUUUUGUUUUUGUUUUGCUCGAUGCUGAUGGUCUUGGCGUCCCUUUUGCUGAUUGCGGGACUGCGGAAUAACAAACGCCAAUUGCUGUUGCCCUGGAUUGGUUUGAUGCUCUGCGAUUUGCUUAUUGAGAUCGCCCAUCUGGUCCAUCUGACAUUGUCACGCCGCGUGGUGUUCGAUCCCAUUGUCGGCUUCAUAUUCACGCUAGACUUCUUCAUACUCUGUCUGAAUCUCUACUGUUUGCUCUGUGUGGUUUCCCAGUAUCAAACUUAUCGCACACAGCGCGCCGAGCAACAACAGCAUCCAGCGAUGUCGCCCACUGUGGUCUUUACGGAGCCCGAGAAGCAGGGCAAAACAAAGCGGCAACUGUUAACGGCUUCAAAUGCUGCCAAAGGGAAAAGGCAUUCACAUCGCCUGCUGGCUGCGAGUCCUUUGAUCACGUCACAGCGGCCAACCAACUUUUCCACCAUCACCGAAGAGGAGGAGCAAACACAGCAGCAGCAGCAGCAGCAGCAGAGCAAAGGAGUUGCAACCCCAACAACAGCAGCAGCAGCAGCGGGAGCUGUCAAUGGCCAUAACGAUAACGGUCACAUUCCGGAACAGUCGCCAUCCCAAUCCAGCGAAGCGGCAGAGCCUUCCAAUGUCAAUAUACCAAUUAUUACUCUAGAUCCCAAUUCGCUGCAAUGAUGCAGCUGCUCCGUUUGACAACGACAUGGGACACUUUGAAGUGGACCCAUACACGCACACACACAUACACACGUAGAGUUGACCUAUUUUUACAUGUAUGGUUAAAGUAAAAUUCUCAUAAAUGCCAUCAAGCACAA